Diutina rugosa is the source of this 1377-nucleotide messenger RNA. RefSeq names its product dihydrolipoyllysine-residue acetyltransferase (gene LAT1). Gene Ontology annotation, biological process: pyruvate decarboxylation to acetyl-CoA. The transcript has a single exon. The record is from RefSeq and is a predicted model, not a curated record. Gene Ontology annotation, molecular function: dihydrolipoyllysine-residue acetyltransferase activity. The coding region runs from base 1 to 1377 and encodes 458 amino acids. Lineage: Eukaryota; Fungi; Ascomycota; Pichiomycetes; Serinales; Debaryomycetaceae. Gene Ontology annotation, cellular component: pyruvate dehydrogenase complex.
AUGGCACCCCGGGCCCGGGUGGUUGCUCAGUCGUUAAGAUUGUCCUUCAGAGGCUACGCCAACUGGCCCGAACACACCGUGAUCAACAUGCCGGCGUUAUCGCCCACCAUGACCCAGGGGGGGAUCGCUCUGUGGCUGGUGAAGCCCGGCGACGAAUUGCAACCCGGGCAACUGAUUGCUGAAAUCGAAACCGACAAGGCCACCAUGGACUUUGAAUUCCAAGAAGAAGGGUACAUGGCCCAGAUCUUGCUUGGCGACGGGACCAAGGACAUCCCCGUGGGUAAGCCUAUUGCUGUCUACGUCGAAAACAAGGACGACGUCGACGCGUUCAAGGACUUUAAGCCCGAAGACGCUGCCGAUGCCGACCAGCUGGCCGCUGAAGCUGGCAACGCCGCUCCUAAGGAAGAACCUAAGCAAGAAGAACAACCUAAGCAACAAGAAGCUCCCGCCAAGAAGCUGACUUCGUCGAAGAAGCUGCCCACUUUGGCUUCGGGCGACCGCAUCAGAGCGUCGCCUUUGGCUAAGCUGAUUGCCCUCGAAAAGGGUAUUGCUUUGGCUGGCGUCAAGGGUUCCGGCCCCGACGGCAGAAUUUUGGCUAAGGACCUUGAAGGCUUGGCCAAGAAGGCUCCUGCUGCUGGUGGCGCCGCUGCUGCCACCGGUGCUCCCGCCGCUAACGACUACGAAGACAUCGAAAUCACCUCGAUGAGAAAGACUAUCGGUCUGAGACUUCUCGCUUCGACCCAAAACGCUCCUACCUACAUUGUGUCGUCGACCAUCUCCGUCAACAAGCUCCUCAAGUUGCGUGCUCUGUUGAACGCGUCGGCUUCCGACCGUUACAAGUUGCUGGUAAACGACUUGUUGAUUAAGGCCGUGGCCGUGGCUGCCACUAGAGUCCCCGACGUCAACGCCUCGUGGUUGGGUGACCAAGGCGUCAUCCGUCGUUACAAGAACGCCGACGUGCUGGUGGCGGUGGCUACUCCUACUGGUCUCAUCACCCCCAUUGUCUUUGGCGCCAACCAAAUCGGGUUGUCGGAAAUCUCCCACAAGAUGAAGGACUUGGGUAAGCGGGCCAAGGACGGCAAGUUGCAACCUCAAGAAUUCCAAGGUGGUACUAUUUGCAUCUCUAACUUGGGUAUGAACCACGCCGUGACCAUGUUCACCUCGAUCAUCAACCCUCCCCAACUGGCCAUUCUUGCCAUUGGUACCACCGAAAAGAAGGCGGUGCCCUCGAGUGCCAGUGAACACGGCUUCAUCUUCGAUGACGUCAUGACCAUCACCGGUACCUUCGACCACCGUGUCAUCGACGGUGCUCUUGGUGGUGAAUACAUGAAGGAAUUGAAGAGAGUUGUGGAAAACCCCUUGGAAAUGUUGGUUUAG